AUGAAACAAAAUAUUAGAGCUGUUGUGUCUUGGAGUUGUUAUGUAACAACAAAGAAAUGUCCAAUGAUGAACUACAAUGAUGAUGAGACACAACAGCAUCUUUUAAAGGAUUGUUACAGAGCUCAGGAAGUCAGCCACAGAUUGAAGGAGUUUGGACUAAACUAUGAUCCCUGUUGGAAGUCUGUGAUGUUUGUAACCAUUAACAGAAACAAUAAACCAUCUGACCACAUUGAACUAUUACAGCUUAUAAUGAGCAUCGCUUGUUUUAAACUGUGGAAAACAACAUCUGCUAUGAUCAUAUACCAGACUAUUAUAGACAGUAAGACUGUAACUAAACAAAUAUCUACUCAACAACAACAACAACCACAAGAAGAAACGAUGGCGAGAACCAAGCAGACCGCUCGUAAAUCCACCGGAGGCAAAGCCCCCAGGAAGCAGCUGGCUACCAAGGCUGCCCGUAAGAGCGCCCCGGCCACCGGCGGCGUGAAGAAGCCUCACCGUUACAGGCCCGGUACCGUGGCUCUGAGAGAGAUCCGUCGGUACCAGAAAUCCACCGAGCUGCUGAUCCGCAAGCUGCCCUUCCAGCGCCUGGUCCGAGAAAUCGCUCAGGACUUCAAGACCGACCUGCGCUUCCAGAGCUCCGCUGUCAUGGCUCUGCAGGAGGCCAGUGAGGCUUACCUGGUCGGCCUGUUUGAGGACACCAACCUGUGCGCCAUCCACGCCAAGAGGGUCACCAUCAUGCCCAAAGACAUCCAGCUGGCCCGUCGUAUCCGCGGAGAGAGAGCUUAAACUGUCUGCUGCUGCUCCACAAAACACAACGGCUCUUUUAAGAGCCACCUCACUGCAGACUAAAGACCCUCUUCCUCUCAUCACUCUAUUAUUUUAUAUAGUAUUGAUUAUAUUAUAGUUUAUGAUACUUGACCUCAAAAACCAGGAAGACUAAAUGUGCUCAGUUUUAUUUUUAUUGAUAUAAUCUUAAUAUAUCUAAAUCCUGACAGCUCAUGUUGGAGAAAGUGA
Messenger RNA from Dicentrarchus labrax (European seabass), 1017 nucleotides. RefSeq names its product histone H3-like. The transcript has a single exon. The coding region runs from base 1 to 789 and encodes 262 amino acids. NCBI's taxonomy places the organism in Eukaryota, Metazoa, Chordata, Actinopteri, Moronidae. The record is from RefSeq and is a predicted model, not a curated record. Gene Ontology annotation, cellular component: nucleosome. Gene Ontology annotation, molecular function: structural constituent of chromatin; DNA binding; protein heterodimerization activity.